This is a messenger RNA of Aspergillus homomorphus CBS 101889, 3359 nucleotides long. Its product is annotated as putative NRPS-like enzyme. The record is from RefSeq and is a predicted model, not a curated record. The transcript has 3 exons. Gene Ontology annotation, molecular function: phosphopantetheine binding. Bases 109 to 3213 code for a protein of 1034 amino acids. NCBI's taxonomy places the organism in Eukaryota, Fungi, Ascomycota, Eurotiomycetes, Eurotiales, Aspergillaceae.
CUUACUUCUAUAUCUUCUCUGCCUCUUUAAAGCCCUUUUCAACUUGUCCUCCCUUGUGUUAUAUCCUGCGAACCUCGCCUCACUAAGAAUCACCCAUUAAAUCUACUCAUGGCAGACCAGCCCGGCGCAAGACUUUGGCCCGUGAUCGUCGAUCACCGCGCGCAAUCCGCGCCGACUGAGCUCGUCGGUCUCAUCCCCAAAGGCUCCGACGUGGCCGCUGGCUACGAGGAGUUGACCUUCGCCGGCCUCGCCCGUGCGGUUGAUGCCUGCGCUCGCUGGAUCGAGGCACGCAUCGGCCGUGCCAAGCAGCCGGAAACCAUUGCGUACAUGGCCAGUAACGAUGUGCGGUACUUGGUCUUCCUACUGGCCUCGCACAAGACCGGCUAUCAGCCUCUGCUACCCUCCACGCGACUCUCGGACGAAGCCUACAAACACAUCCUCACCGCCACCAAGUGCCAAAAAUUCUUCUACACGCCAGACAAGCAGCGACGCGUCUCCGAGAUCCAAACCGUGCAACCAGACACUAAGCUGUUCGAAGUCCCAUCUCUAGUCGAGUUCCUCGAGACCGACAGCUCCCCCUACCCGUUUGAGAAGACCUUCAAAGAAGCGGAGGAUGAGGUCGCUAUCAUCAUCCACAGCUCCGGAACGACAGGCAUGCCGAAGCCGGUCCCUCUCACGCACGGCUUCCUCGCGACGUUGGACAUAGGAGCGUAUAUCUCGCGGCCCGAGGGCCGUCGAUCUGCGCUGUUCAACGACCUACAGCCCGGCCAGCUGGUGCUGUCGACGACGCCGCUGUUCCAUUUGAUGGGUUUGAUCGCGUUCUGUGAGGCGCUAUUCCACGAGACCCCGUUCGUGAUGUGUCCGGACAAGCCAUUGUCCGUGGACACGAUCGUCGAUGUGAUCCACGCCACUCACCCGACGGCCGCCCUAUUUCCGCCGUCCAUCCUCGAAGAGAUCAGCCACUCGCCCUCGGCCCGCGCAGCCCUCAAGACGCUCGAAGCCGUCUACUUCGCGGGCGCACCGCUGGCCCCCGAGGUCGGCGACGCCUUGGAGGCGGACACCAAGGUCAUCACGCUGAUCGGAUCGAGCGAGAUGGGGGUCAUCAGCUCGUUUGUGCCGCAGGGCGAGAAGGUCUGGGGGUAUUUCGAGUGGAACCCGGCGUACGGGGUGGAGAUGCAGCCGCAGGGUGACGGGUUGUACGAGCUGGUGAUCCCACGGCGCGGCGACAGUCGACGCAUCCACGGCAUCUUCCACACGUUCCCACAUCUCAACAAAUACCACACCAACGACCUCUUCGCGCGCCACCCCGAGCGGCCCAACCUGUGGAAGUACCACGGCCGCAAGGACGACGUGCUGGUGCUGAGCAACGGCGAGAAGCUGAACCCCGUGACGCUGGAGAAGACGGUCGAGGGCCAUCCGCGCGUCAAGCACGCGCUGGUGGUCGGACAGGGCCGUUUUGAGACCGCGCUGCUGGUCGAGCCGAACGCGGCCGUGGCCGACGAGACGGAGUUCGUGGACGCUAUCUGGCCGACGGUCGAGCGCGCCAACGAGACAGUUCCCAAGUACGGGCGGGUGUCGCGAAACAAGAUCCGGCUUGCGUCGCCGGCGAAGCCGUUCACGGUCACGCCCAAGGGCACGACGCAGCGCCGCGCCGUCAAUAGCGACUACAAGGACGAGAUCGACGCCAUCUACGCCGCGGCAGCGGCCGAGGAGGCCGCCAGCGUGCCCCAGCUGCCCGCAACGUUGGACCUGGAGCACCUCCGCGACUACGUGCGCCGGCUGCUGGCGGACCUGCUCGCGCGGUCCGACCUCAAGGACGACGAGGACCUGUACGGCGCCGGCUUGGACUCGCUGCAGACGAUUCAUCUGGCGCGGACGCUGCAGAGCGCCGUCGCCACCCUCAGGGGGUCAGUGUCCGUCAACCAGCAGCAGAUCUACGCGCACCCGACCGUCGCGCAACUGGCGCAGUACCUGGUCGACCUCAUCCACGGCCAGACGAGCACGACCAGCAUCUCGCGGCCCGAACGCAUCGCCAAUAUGAUCACCAAAUACACCUCGCAACUCCCCGCCUACCGCCCACUUCCCGCGCACCUCCCGGCCAAAUCAACCGUGAUCCUCACCGGCUCGACCGGGUCCCUGGGAACCUACCUCCUGCACCGACUACUCACAAACCAAUCGAUCGCAAAAGUCUACUGCUUCAACCGCAGCGACAGCGCCGCAAGCCGACAACACGAAAGCUUCACAAGCAAGGGCCUAGACGCGGCCCUGCUAACCGACCCCAAUCGCGUGGAAUUCCUAACCGUAUCCUUUGGGGCACCGCACUUCGGCCUCGCCGACACCGUCUACACAACCCUACAAGAAAGCGUAGACUUGAUCGUCCACAACGCCUGGAAAGUCAACUUCAACCACCCGCUGGAGUCAUUCGAGGACCCGCAUCUACGCGGCGUGCUCGAGUUCCUCCGGUUCAGCAGCACAAGCACCUACCGCGCGCAUCUGGCGUUCGUGUCGUCCGUCAGCACGAUCGGGAACUGGACGCCUGAGAUGGGCGCCGUGGUGCCCGAGACGCCGGUUGAGGAUGUCGCGGCUGUGCUGGAGCAGGGGUACGGCGAGUCGAAGCAUGUGAGUGAGAGGUUGUGUGUGGCUGCGGCGCGGGUGUCGGGCGUGCCGACGACGGUGCUCCGCGUUGGGCAGAUCGGGGGCCCGACGACGGUGCUGGGUAAGUGGAAUGUUGAUGAAUGGGUGCCGAAUCUGGUGAAGACGAGUGUGGCGAUGGGGAAGGUGCCCGCGGAUUUGGGCGGGUAUAAGGUUGAUUGGGUGCCUGUUGACACCCUCGCGACCAUCACCGUCGAACUCACGCAGACACGCCGCCGCGAACAAACCCACGACCUGCACGCCGUGUAUCACCUCGUCAACCCGCACAAGACCGCCUGGGAGGAGCUGGUGCCUGCGCUCCAGGAGAAGUAUCCGCACGUGCAGACGGUCGCGUUCGAGACCUGGCUGCGCGAGCUGGAGGCGGUGCGCUCGCCGAGCGAGGAGGAGGUGCGCGCGAAACCGGCGCUGAAGCUGCUGGACUUCUACCGCGGGCUGAGUGGCAGCGUACUCUCGGCGGAGAUUGCGGUGGAGAUGACGAGGCAGGGGAGCGAGACCAUGGCGAGGUUGGGGGGUGUGACGGCGCAGUUGAUGCGCAAUUGGUUGGAUCAGUGGGCGUUUUGAAUUGCCCUUGCCUUGCCUUGCCUGGGGGGAAUGCGCAAGGGAGGGGGUGCCUUUGUCUAACACAUGCAUGCCUGGGAAGGAGGGAGAGAUUGAUUUGCGGGUAUAUUUAGCAUUAGAGCACAGCUUGCAUAUAGAGUAUUUGGGUG